Dermatophagoides pteronyssinus (European house dust mite) is the source of this 1268-nucleotide messenger RNA. RefSeq names its product mitochondrial ribosomal protein L1 (gene mRpL1). Lineage: Eukaryota; Metazoa; Arthropoda; Arachnida; Sarcoptiformes; Pyroglyphidae. The record is from RefSeq and is a predicted model, not a curated record.
GUGAUCAAUGUUGAAAUAGUUGCGUAUAUUUUUUUGCAUUCGAUUCAUUUCUGAAUGAAUUUUUUUUCAAAAAAAAAUUGAAUUUGAAUUGAAUUAUGGCAUUUUUACAAUGUUGUUAUCAAUCAUUCACUCGAAAUGCAUUAUAUCGAGCAUCAACAAUUUCUCCAUUCAUAUUGAACCUUGAUGCCGGAAAUUGUUUAUUAGUUGACCAGAAACGUUAUGCCGCUAGAAAAGGUAAACGUAUAGCGGCAACACGUGAAAAACAAAAAUUAGCACGUUUACGUCGUGAAGAACAGAAAAUAGCACCACCAAAAAUAUGGAAACCACAAAAAUUAUCCGUUGAUAAAUCAUUAAAAGCUGUGAGUAAAAAAUUUUCCGAUUCGGAUCGGAAAAAUUUAUCCGAAAUCGUAGACAAUGUUAUUGUUAUGGAUCAAUAUAAAGAACGAAAAUAUCCAUUAAAUACGGUAAUGGAUAUGAUACGUGAAACACAUCAACCCGAAUUAUAUGGCGAACCAGAUGCAUUAGUUGAAGCACGUAUUGAAUUAGAUUUACGUACGAAAAAAAAGACAAAAUUUGUCGGUAGUUUUACCGGUAUUGUUUCAUAUCCAAAUCUAUUCCGGUAUGGUGUUAAACGUAAAAUAAUUGCCCUUUGUAAAUCGGAUGAAGAUGAAGAACAAGCACGGAAAGCUGGUGCUGAAUUAGCUGGUUCAAAUGAUAUUAUUCGAAUGUUAAAAAUCGGUGAUAUAACAUUGGAUAAUUUUGAUGAUUUAGUUUGUCAUGGUGAUAUGUUGAUUGAAUUGAAUAAUAUACGUAAUAUUGUUGGUAAUUAUUUUCCAACAAAACAACGUGGUAAUAUUGGUUUCGAUAUGGAACGUUUAGUUAGGAAUUUUGUUAAUGGAAUUGAAUUCAAAAUGAUUAAAGAUGAUUUGGAACCGGAUUAUGGUUCGAUACAAAUACCAUUUGGUCGUUUAUCACAAACCGAUGGCGAAUUGGAAGAAAAUUUUGAAUAUCUAUUGAAAACUAUCGACGCAAAUCGUCCUGGACAAGGUGUACAAUAUGAUUUUCUAUCAAGAAUAUUAAUCUUUUCGGAACCAUCACCGGAAAAAUUCCCUAUUGCAUUUUGGAAUCAUAUUGAUGGUUAUGAUGAUCCUACAAUUGAAGAUCAAAAUGAUGAUGAUGAUAAUCAACAACAACAACAAAAGAAAAAAGCUGUAAACAAAUGAACAAACAAUCAAAAAACUUGUAAAUAAAGGAUUACCUAAUGAUGG